AUGUCGGCGUUCCUUCCAUCAUUCUUCCAGAAGCGGCUCUUGAGAUAUGCUUUGUCGCGCCUGGAACUGGUGGACACAGAUGCCUUAGAUUUGGAUAGCCUGGGUAUAGCCUGGGGUCAGAAAGAGCACGCCAACGUAUCUCUGGUUCGUGUGACCAUACCUGCGGAUAUCUACAAUAGUGCGAUCAUUGUCGAGGUUGAGGGUAUAGAUCUCCAGCUGAAGCUGUCUCCCGAUAAAUCCGGCCGAAAUGCCAGCUCACCCAGCCGCAGUGGCGGGGCUUGUGGAGGCGAUGAACAAAGCGGCCACAGCUCCUUGCCGUCAACAACAGAUCUUGCACAGUCCUUCCUCGAAUCAGAGCCGAAAGAAGAGACGGAGGAGCUACAAGCUGCACUGAUGUCACAAUCACAGCAUACGCAGAACUCAGACUCUCCCAGCGAGGAUGGUGAAGAAGAGCUCGGUUUGCACGACGGAGUAUCGUUACCUAGUUUUGUGGCUGGAUUCCUGAAAGGCGUAGUCAAUCGAUUGCAGCUCAAAAUUGCCAAUGUCUCGUUGCGGGUCGAUAUGGAAGUAGGACGUGAUGGAACCGACAAGAACGAAAGAAGAGAUGCGGUUUCGGGGCUGUUCACCGUUCAAGAUAUCGCUAUUGAGGGUGUUGCUACAUCAGCUUCGGAUGAUCCUUCCGUGAAGAUUGGAAAACGCAAGGUGUCUCUGGCCGGAAUUCAUGCUAUGAUCAUUUCGGAUGCAGAAGUAUUUUCCAACUACUCCCGCUUCUACGCCUCCGAGUCUACAACACACUCUAAACCCUCACACACGCCUUUGCGAACCCGAUCCCCCGAACCAUCCUCGUCUAGCUCCGAUUCCUGUGGAGAUAUGGCCCAAUCGACAAUUCUUGACCCGUCCAUGCAUUCCUCACAGUUUACGGAUGACACGUACGGAAACGAGAGUUGCCAACUUGAUUCCUCAGCGUACUCGACCGGAGGCAGAUUUUCCGAUGCAGCAUCUGACGAUGGAGACGAUCAAUUCUAUUCAGAGAUGUCCGACAGUCACUAUGGUGAGCGCUUCUUGGACAACCCAGUAUGUUUGGAAGAAGCGUUACAAUCUCAAUUUGAUGACCAUAUCGAGGAUUCGACUAUUCUACCAGGGGAUCCAAGCACGCCUGUUAGAGAAGCCCAAACUCCCCGUGCGCAGACUCCCCAAUCGCCUGGCUCCUCUCCAGAGCAUUAUAUGUACCAUUCAAUCCGCGAAGACAAUUCCCCUGUUCAAGAUACAGAUCUAGACGAAGAUUCCGACACAACCGCUACCCACCCUGAUGAGCCUGUUUCAAGGUUACAAGCAUCCGGUACCACCUCAGCCCCAGGCCAUACACCUACCCAAGUGGAAGAUUUAUCUGCUUCCAGAAUUUUUACGCAUGAAGAGGCCCAAAGUAUGUACAUGAGUGCAAUGAGUUAUGCGUCUACAAACUCCAGUCCCGACAUGCCAGGUGCGUGGGGAUCUUCUACGUCCGAGGAAAUCUCCGGAGAAAAGGUGGGUUCUGCAAAUCUAGCUUCGCUGGCAGAUGGUGAAGAAGCAACAAGUGAUACCUUCAAUCAGCAAACUAGGGAAUCCUCUGAUGACCCGGUACGCCUACAAAACAUUACUGAAAGCCCACCAGAAGGAAAUGAAAGAAGCGCCGGGCUUUCGUCUUCACCUGGUGGCUUCUCUGGUGUUGCAAAAGAGCUCGUUUCCAUUGAUAAAGCAAUAUUAUGGAUACCCGUUAUAGAUAGCCCGGAUGAUUCAAAAGCCGCAAGUUCUGCCGCUGAUAGCAAACCUACUGACCACAUGGCGGAUUCAACGUCCAGCUUAGCGGACUCUAUGGCUCCUAAUAUGCUUCCAUACUCCAGACUUCGCUCUACUCAGAGUACCUUCAGACGAGGCUCUGUUAGUUCUGUUGCAUCACUACGGCAUCCGGCUCUACCCCGCCAAACUGCUGGGAGUCAAAGAUCAGAAGAAUUUGACGGAUUAACAGAUUCUCAGAGAGCACGGGCCGUUGAAAUAGAUGUAACGUCGUUGUCUGCUAAAUUUGAUAUAGCUUCAGGGUGGCUCCUGUUAAAAAUGGGCCAACAGUUUGCUGAUGUGUGUGCGUCAACGAAAAGUGACCCCAAAGGAUCAGAGCCAACGGGCGAAGAAUCGUCGCCUUUGUUUGUGAGUCUGAAUCUAGCCUCCUGUUCUUUCAAAUUUUUGGAGCGUGUGGCAGCGCAUCCUUAUCCUAUUUCGACAUCACCGCCGUAUCAGUUUUCGAGUGGAAUUCCAAUCGAAGGUACUAUUUUGCAUUUGACCUUGUCUAAAAUCAUCUUUGACUUUGCGGCCGCUGGAAACACGACAAAGGUGCAUCUCAAAAUCAUGAAGUUUGUCCUUGGGCAUAUGUCACAGGAUAUUAUUUCUUUCGACGAGAGAUUGAAAAUGCGUGAAUCUACUAGGGACAUUAGAUCCCCUGGACACGGUGAUAUCUCGUUGCAAAUGAUUAAGUCUGCUGAAUCUAUCAUAAUUAAACCCGCGACUCUUCCAAUGUGCGUUUCGCUCAACCUGCAGAAGCUUGACGAAAUGCUAGGCUGGUUUGGAGGGUUGAGCACCGUACUCGAAUUAGGAAGCUCGAUUGCGUCUGCGUCCACCGUUAAGGGCGGACAGCCGUGUCCGCCCCCUCGACCCCGAGGUGUACAUUUUGCUGAUGCAGUUCCAACUCCACGACCGAAGACAAAUAAUGUCGCGGUGAAGGUGACUUGUCGCAUAGGUGGGAUUGUGUUGCGAGUUAUCGGCGAACACUGUACGGUUCAGCUCGCGACCACUGCAGCGAAACUAUUGAGCAGACCCGAGUAUAUCGCACUCCAAAUUGACAAAGCUACCAUUAGCGGGCCUCAUCUCAGACAAGGGCAUUCGGAUUCAUCCGCUUCCUUUGACCUUGAUAAUCUAAGAUUCAUGUACUUAUACGGCCCCCAGGAAAGUGAUCUAGACCGGCUGCUUGCGCUUUUAACGCCAUCGAAAGACAAGUAUGAUAACGAUGACGAUAUAAUGCUUGAUACUCUGUUUCGUCAGCGAAGACAAGGUGCUGUUAUCCGUUUAACGGUUGACCAUGCGAAUCUCACCCUCCCUAGCCCUGCAACUUUGCAACCCUUGACCCAUCUCAGUUCAGAGCUCGCUAAACUCGCCACGGUUGCAAAAUAUUUGCCUCAGGACGACAGGCCUGGCCUCCUUAUUCUUGGUCUAAUUCAAAAUUUCGAAGGACAAAUUCAUGUGAACCGUGACGUUGGCGACAUAAGCGUAAUCUCGCAGACUAUUGAAGCAGCUUAUGUUACUUUUCCAUCACUCAUUGCUACCCGAAUUUCGGCCAUUACGGUUGUUCGAAAUGGUAGCGAAGAGUUAGUCGCCGAAGCUAUACCUGAAGAUAUCGGAGCGCCGCGAACAGCAGACGUUUUGCCUAUGAUUAUGGUCCGAUUCAUUGCUGAUGAUAUGGAUCCAACGGUCAAAGUGAAACUAUACAACCUGAGGGUGGAAUAUACAGUUCCGUUUGUCACUGCGAUUCUUGGAGGGAGCGAAGCAUUGAUUGGUGAAGAUGUUGCGGUUCAUAUGGCUCAGUCUGUCCUGAGUUUGGCUGACCUUGAUGCACACAGCCCAAUUUCAGAGCCAGGGUCAAUCAACUCAGAAUUUAACCACAGAUUAGCUACACCGCCAAAGAUAUCGGUAGGGUUGAAAGACUGCAUAGUUGGACUGAAUCCUCGCAAGCCGCCAGCCAAAGCUCUUGUUAUUUUGACCCGUGCAACUUUCAAUGGUGCCCUCCAUAAAAGCAAGCCCUCCGAAGCUUCACUCGAUAUUCGCAAGGCAUCUAUCAUGCUUAUUGAUGACGUCGGGAGUGCUGGGCCAGCGGAAAACUACCGGAGCCGGCGCCCUAGCGGAGUUAGGGCUGGGCAAAUUCACUGUUUGGAGGGUAUGGGAUACGUCCCUGUCUGCGAUAUCUCGUCCGCAUCGGUCCUCGUCAAAGUAAUGCAGCUCGACGCUGAAGGUGAGAAGUCAUUGGAUGUCGAGGUCCGGGAUGAUUUACUUGUUUUGGAAACGUGUGCCGACUCCACCCAGACGUUGAUAUCCAUCCUGGGUGGACUGACGCCACUCUCGCGCCCUACUAGUACUGAGCGAAAAUACCGAACAGAGAUUAUGCCACUCGAGGACAUGCUAAAUUCCCUCUCUGGAAACGCCUUCGCAACGGAUGCGGGUUCUGAUGCCUCCCCACCCGAGGAUGAGAUUGAAGUGGAUGGUGACGGUGCCGAAGAAGUCGAAUACGUCAGCGUCUUUUACCCUUCCCAUGAAGAUUCUGAGCAGCAAAGAGGGCUUAGUAGCAUGGGCGCCAGUCAAGUGCUCAGCAGCUUCCAUUCUGAAGCCCAGAUGUCUUCUAGCAUACCGAAGCUUGAUUUCCAGGACGACCACUUCGCCAAAAAGUCGGCAGUUAAUGGCACUGCCCACCGGUGGGAUUCGACUCGCAACACCUACAACCUUGCAACCGAUAUUAAAUUCCGCGAUAGUCCACUUCGAGUAAGAGUUCGGGAUGUUCACGUUAUAUGGAAUUUGUAUGACGGGUAUGACUGGCAGCACACAAGGGAUACCAUAUCAAAAGCUGUUAAGGACGUCCAAAUGAAAGCAGCAGAAAAGCUUGCGAGGAGACCUGGAAAUAGACUGUCAGCCGAUUUUGAUGAAGAGGAAGAAUCCGUGAUUGGCGACUUCUUGUUCAACUCCGUCUACAUCGGGAUACCUGCCAAUGGGGAUCCCCGGGAACUUUCGCACGAUAUCAAUCGGAAUAUCGAUGACUUGGCGAGUGAGACUAUGAGUUAUGCGACUAGCACCACCGUCACUGCAAUGCAAAACACAUCAGGGGCAAAGCGGGAAAAGUUGCGUUUGGCAAGAAGCAAGCACCAUAAGAUGACCUUUGAAUUGAAAGGCAUUUCGGCGGAUUUGAUCGUCUUUCCGCCGGGCUCAGGGGAAACCCAGAGUUCUUUAGAUGUUCGAGUAGAAGACCUGGAGAUAUUUGAUCACGUCCCGACUUCGACAUGGAAGAAGUUCGCAACCUAUAUGCACGAUGUAGGCGAACGCGAAAUUGGUACCAGCAUGGUCCAUUUAGAGAUUUUGAACGUGAAACCAGUACCGGACCUUGCAGCCUCGGAAAUCGUCUUGAAGGCAACUGUUCUCCCGUUACGUUUGCAUGUUGACCAAGAUGCCUUGGAUUUUCUGAGCCGGUUCUUCGAGUUCAAAGACGAGUCCGCCACUAGCCAAGCUCCAGAAGAUAUCCCUUUCCUACAGCGUGUCGAAGUGAACGCUAUUCGUGUACGGCUCGAUUUCAAGCCAAAACGAGUCGACUACGCUGGAUUGAGAUCGGGCCGGACUACCGAGUUCAUGAAUUUCUUUAUUCUUGACGAAGCGGAUAUGGUCCUCCGACAUGUCAUCGUUUAUGGGGUUUCAGGAUUUGAUCGACUUGGCCAAACGCUUAAUGAUAUCUGGAUGCCGGACAUCAAGGCAAACCAACUGCCGACCGUCCUGGCGGGUAUAGCGCCCGUUAGAUCACUUGUGAACAUUGGCAGUGGCGUCAAAGAUCUUGUUCUCGUUCCGAUGCGUGAGUACAAGAAAGACGGACGAAUCGUCCGCAGCGUGCAAAAGGGUGCAAUCCAGUUCGCAAAGACAACCACAAGCGAACUACUAAAACUCGGGGCGAAACUGGCAAUCGGGACUCAAACGGCACUCGAGAGUGCAGAGGAUUUCCUCAGUUCACCCCGAGGCCUACCAACCCAGUCUCCGCUCUCUGAUGGCCGCCGGGACGAUAAUCAUUUGGAUGAAGGCGAGAGACCACGGAUAUCAUUGUAUGCGGAUCAACCACUUGGAGUUGCCCAAGGUUUGCGAGGAGCAUAUGCCAGCUUAGAACGGGACUUGCUCUUUACACGCGAUGUUAUUGUUGCCGUUCCUGGGGAAAUUAUGGAGAGUCGCAACGCCACUGAAGCGGCAAAGCGGGUGAUGGGGCGAGCAUCAACUGUGGUCUUCCGCCCAGCGAUUGGCGCAUCAAAAGCAGUUUCGCGAGCUUUUCUUGGGGCAAACAAUACCAUAGAGCCAGAAAAUCGGCGGAGGAUCGAAGAUAAAUAUAAAAAGCACACAAUCUAA
Messenger RNA from Uncinocarpus reesii 1704, 6168 nucleotides. RefSeq lists its product as uncharacterized. Bases 1 to 6168 code for a protein of 2055 amino acids. Lineage: Eukaryota; Fungi; Ascomycota; Eurotiomycetes; Onygenales; Onygenaceae. The transcript has 4 exons. Gene Ontology annotation, biological process: reticulophagy; autophagosome assembly; piecemeal microautophagy of the nucleus. The record is from RefSeq and is a predicted model, not a curated record. Gene Ontology annotation, molecular function: phosphatidylinositol-3-phosphate binding. Gene Ontology annotation, cellular component: phagophore assembly site; extrinsic component of membrane.